UCGAAUUUCGAACUUCGAACCGGGUAUUGCGCACGCUUCUUCUUUGGAGACUGUUUCCGACAGAGGGUGAAACUGAAACUCCCGUGUCGGGGUGUUUACACUGCACUGUCACAAUGACUUCCUCCAACUCUCCGAAACCUGAAAAGAAGAUAACCAAAAACACAGAAAUCUCCAAAACCCAAAAGAAGAAAACCAAAAACGCUGAAACCCCCAAAACCGAAAAGAAGAAAACCAAAAACGCUGAAACCCCCAAAACCGAAAAGAAGAAAACCAAAAACGCUGAAACCCCCAAAACCGAAAAGAAGAAAAACGCUGAAAUCCCCAAAAUCGAAAAGAAGAAAACCAAAAGCGCUGAAAUCCCUCUAACCGAUGGCAAAACGAAGAGGGAUAGAGAAAUCGCCAAAGAGGAGAACAAGAAGAAGACUAAGAAACCCAAGCUCAGCAAUGGCACUUCAAAACAGCGAGACGAGGGAUCCAAAAAGGGAGUAGCAGAAGGAAAAGGAGAAGAGGGGAAAAUGAACGUGUUUCCGAUGAAUCGCAUCAGAACGAUGAUUAAGGGCGAAGAUCCCGAUAUGCGUGUUUCUCAGGAAGCAUUGUUGGCCAUCAACAACGCUGUGGAGAAGUUCCUUGAGCAAUUCUCGCAGGAAGCUUAUGCUUUUUGUGUUCGGGACCGCAAGAAAUGCCUCAGCUACGAUCACCUAGCACAUGUUGUAAGUAAGCAAAGGAGAUAUGACUUUCUCUCUGAUUUUGUUCCUGAGAGAGUGAAAGCUGAGGAUGCAUUAAGAGAGAGAAGUGCAGCAGGAACAGGAGGACACUAAAAAAUCUAAAGUAAGCUAGUGGAGAAUAUAAACUUAUACUUUUAUUUAAUCAUGUAACAUUUUUGUAAUGGAAACAUGCAUCAUGAUGAGUAAUGCUGUACUUUAUGUUAACAUAUUGUAUUUAUUUUAGUAAUCCUAUUGCCGUAAGUGUAUAUGAUUUUUCAGUGACUAUGCAUAUGCUUGAAUCUGCUUGGGGUAGAAUGCAGCAGGUGUCAAAUUCCUUCUUAUGUUGAAAA
This is a messenger RNA of Glycine soja, 1054 nucleotides long. RefSeq names its product DNA polymerase epsilon subunit C-like. Gene Ontology annotation, molecular function: protein heterodimerization activity. The coding region runs from base 114 to 818 and encodes 234 amino acids. The transcript is spliced from 4 exons. Gene Ontology annotation, biological process: regulation of DNA-templated transcription. NCBI's taxonomy places the organism in Eukaryota, Viridiplantae, Streptophyta, Magnoliopsida, Fabales, Fabaceae. The record is from RefSeq and is a predicted model, not a curated record. Gene Ontology annotation, cellular component: nucleus.